UCGCACCACGUUUUCUGUUCCAUUCUGUUGUGAUGGCUGAGAACAGCGGUUCGAAGCGCGAUGAGAAAGCUCAACGCAACGCUGAGCGUGUUUCCAACGGCGCAGGAGAUGGAAUACAGUCGAGUGAUGCAGCAUCGCCAGGGAGCCCACAGAAAGCUUCUCGGGAAGCAUACAUCGCAGCGCUGAACCAGUGGCUGUGGCAGUGCUACCACUGGCAGUGUUUCACGGCGGCACUGCCAUACAUCGCAGCCCAAGCGGCAAGCCAGAACAGAAGCGCAUACGAGACCGUUGACAUCAAUCGAAACCUACCGAGGACUUUUAUCGCAAACCAAAAUUUGGUUGGUGGACAGAGAGUGCAGCGACCGAACGCCCCACCCAGACUGGGACACGAGUUCAAGCUGCCACCUCUGUGGAAGCGAUUCGCAGCAGAAGUUCUGGACUCCUUCAUCUUGCUGUUUGUAAAGUUGCUGGUGACGUAUAUUGCCGUCGACUUUUUUGACAUCAUAGAUCUUGAUAAAUACGAUUUCGACUUACUUCGAGAGGACACCCUGAACUAUAAGUUGGCCUUGGAGGUCACCUCAGAGAUCGUAGCCCUGGAAGUUAUCCACCGGAUACUUGUCUGCUUCUAUGAGACCAUCUGCCUGCACAAGGGUAUUGACUCCCCAGGAGGACGGACCCCAGGCAAGGGAGUCUUUGGACUGAAGGUCGUCUCAUGCGCUAGCAUAGAAGAGAUUGGAGGGCGCCGCAUCAGAGUAUACCCGGCUGGGGACAUUGGACUAGGCUGGGCUCUGCUUCGGUCUUUCGUCAAGAACUUUACGAUGGCGUUCCUUUUCCCCGCCUGCCUGACAAUCUUCUGUUUUCAGCAUGGCCGGGCAGCCUAUGACGUCCUCUGCAACUGCAUCGUCGUUGAAGAGCUGCCUCCUCAGAACCGUUGAGAUGAUGUGCCGCCCCAUGCUGCUCACUCGACAAUGAUGCACUGCUUGCAGGAACCAUCUUUGCUAGCACAACACAUUCUGGCCUUUGUUGUUUACAUAUAGUACAUAUACAUAUAUAUAAAUCAGCGAACAAGAGAAGAAGAAGAAGAUCCCAGUUUAUUUUUACACCCAGAAUGUUGGCUCAUCAUUUGGGAAUGUGUGCUUCGCAUGUACGUGCAGCAUAUUUUAGCUCACAUUUGUUCGUCAUCAGUUUGGUCAGUAGACCCCUCUCCCAAUUCACAAGUGCUAUUCCCCACAGUACACUUUGAAGCAACUAGUGGCAGCAAUGGGCCAUAGUAUGAAAUAAGAUGAAGGGACCAACAGGGAUCGGGCAAGCGAAGUCUCAGCUUGGAGCCAAUGUUUUGACAAGGGGCUUGUCUCUGUCAGGGCAACAACUGCUUUCCUUACCACCAUUUAAAUCCCCUUCAGGUGCCAAUUAAUUCUGUCCAUUAAAAAAUUUAGUUUCGCCACAUUUCAGUUUAUUAUCUUAAAGACCCACAAUAAAAGAGGUAUUAGAUAAGGGGUGGAUACAUAGGCUAUAUACAGAUAUGUUCACACUGUUUGCACUUUUGCAAUUGUUCAAAGCAUACUGCAGCAGAACAGAUUAAAAGUAUUCCUUUCUUAGUCGAGCUUGUCAAGUUUGCAGAAUAUGGACUUCAUGCGUGAACUCUCUAAAGGAACAUCAGGUAGGAGAACAUCGACCAUUACAUGUCCAGCAAGCUUUAAAAGCUUAUGUCUAGUCAGCUGUAAAAUAUGCCUGAUGUAUGAAAAAAAAUUGUCAAACAAUGAAAUUAGUGAAAUGCUACAUGAUUAAUACUGGUAGCAGAAGCAAACGCUCGGGACUUUCCAUCUCUUUUCACAAAAACGCAUUAUCAUUAAAUGAACACAGUAUGUAAACUUGCAGCAAACGUUCAUUCAGAAGUGUCUCGAGACAUAUAGGCACUUUUUAAACAUAAUUAUUUUCAUCAUCGCUAUUGCUUUUGAGGUGCAAUCUAGGCAUGUGUGAUUGUGUUCACAGUGCCUAAAGAUGGCAAAGCUCACUACCCCCCCCCACCCCCUUUUUUUUAUUACCCCUCAUCUCCCUACUGUGAGAGGAGGAGUAGGUGCAAAAAGUGAGUAGUUGUGACAACAAAAAGACUCAGGGGUGUGCCACACGUUUUUCCAGGAAGUAAAUGUCACUCCUUUGUUUGGAAGAAAGUGCAGGAGCUGUUACUGAAAGCCAGGCGUGCUAAUACAGACGCAAGAACAAACAGGACAAUAGAAAUGCUGACUAACUCGAAGGUCGCACAAUGGUGAAAAGGAAGGAAGACUCGAAACUUAUCUGCACAUGCUCAAAGGAAGGAAGGCAGUGACGACACAUCAAUACUGGACUCAUGUAGGCACUCGCGAAAGAUGCUGUUUAGGCAUGACAACUCUUAUUUGUGCAAGAAGAUAAUAGAGGGCCAACUUACGCACAUGUUACUACUGCUACCGGUAUGCCAUGCCGAGACAAAAGGCAAACAUUUUCUCUCUUGCGUCUGAACAAAGCUAUACUGUCUGCAAAUUUUAGAGUACACUUUGCAAUUUCAGUAACCUGGAUUCCUUCCUACUUACUCAACUUUCAGUCAUUCUAACUUGCACAAAUGGAGAGUGAUCGAUACAAAGGUUGCCAAGGAAAGUAGUCGUUGCUCUGAUGAGGACUAGUCCAUUUGUCGAAAUGUUGUCUCCGGGCUGAGGCCUCCCUCGUUCGACCACUGUUGGUCGCAUCAAAUCUCCAAUCAUCCUGUGAAAAACCCGAGAUGCAGCGUGACGAAGCUGAAGUAAAAACACACCGCAAGAUACUGCUUUGCUGUCGCACGUGAUUUUGUUGCUGGAGCCACGUGGGUUUAUCUCUCCUCCUAAAGCACCCCAUCUAUGUGUAUCACUGCUCAUCUGAAAUGUGUCUACGCCGCCAUUAGCUUGGCAAAGUGCCUUGAGGGAAGGCUGGGCUGACAAUUGUGAAAAGGGUCUGUAGUGAAUGCCGGCAGAAAAAAAAAAUAUUUUGACCCCCUUCUAGAGCAAAGCAUAUUUAUCUGAGCAGCUGGCUCAUUAUUGUGAGUCGUUGGCCGUCUUGCUUCCGGCAAGUUGAGAUCUGUUCGCAACUAUUUAAGUCGUUGUGGCGGCCCUAUGAGAUGCGCAGAAAUGUGUGCAUCCCACCAAGAACAAUAGCUCACUAGUGUCUGCAUCUACUAUUUCUCUUGACUCUCCAAAGUGCCAUGCAGCUGCGUCUCGCAAAGUAGGCCACAAGCAUUGCUCACAAAAACGUUUCCUUAGAUUAGCUGGAAAGCUCUCGCCUACAUUGCAGAAAGCAGCUAUUGUUACCAAAAACACCCUCUUUUCUGCUUGUAUACCUCUCCUUAGUAGCAUAUGACUAUUUCAGAGUUUUCAGUUGAAACUAACUAAAGGCAUUCACUUAUGCUUUUUAGUGGACUCGUUAGUGGUUGCUGUUGUACAUUGUCACUACUGUAACAUGUCUGGAGGGCCGGACUUUGCUUUAAAUGGUGUGUGUGUGUGUGUAUGGCAUUGAUGUUGUAACACAGUGUUGGUUGUUUGCUGCAAGCAUUUUUCCCUCCACUCUGACUGCCUUGGAAGUAUUAUGGUUGUGCAAUGUUGCAGCAUCCUCUGCAGAAAUAAAUUCUGUGAACAAAAUGGUGAUGUAUUUCAUAGCUCUAGCUGCAUUUUAUUUUUUUUUUAACCUCAUGUGCCAUAGUACCGGGCAUUCUGCGUAGAGGUACGUGUGAAUACCGCAUUUUCACGUAAAUAACCCACAGCAAAUGUGCUUUGUGUUGCGGUUUUGCCACGACUAAACGGCAACGAAAUCGGCGUUGGCCAAACACCUAAAGCAAAAUGGUUUCUUGUACUUUGAUUCGUGAUGACGAUUCUGCUUGGUAAGGCUUAUACACAUGCAGCCUUGUUGAGCUGGUCAUUGUCCCGGCAGAUUUUUUGAAAACUGCUUUUCUUGGAAAUGUGAUUGGUGCGAGUGUUAUGCAUGGGUGGGUUAUGCACGUGAGAGUGCAGUAGUGUUCCCCAGGGCUUUCGGUAUUUUACUUGUUCUCUGCGACAUGCUGCCUCCAAGCACAGACACGGAAUUCCUGGGUAAAGAAAUUUUCUGUGAUUGCAGCCGAUAACUUUGGGAGCUGUUGCCAUCAACUUUGUGAAGGAACAAUGGGAGAGUUGCCAGAACUCAUGUUCGAUGUCUAAAGGAACACUCUUCUUCAAAUAUGGCUACCCAUCUUAUCCUGGCUUUCUUGCUCCUGCAUUUUCAAUUUGGCUUUCCAGCCAUCACAUGGCAGUUUCAUGUUCUUGAGUUAUCUUGGGAAAGGUGCGGAGUGAACAGAACUUGUGACAGGUUUCACUCAAGUACGCUGAGGGGUGUGCACAGGCACCCAGAUAUACUCGAGUUGCUUCUGGUAAGGGGCUUAAAAAGAGUAUUUCACAUACAACUGUAACAAUAAUAAGAGUAAGUGAUUUAUUAACCAAGCGACACACGUCCUAGCUUAAAGCUCUUCUACUUGCUGUGUAGAAAAAGAAUGUCAAGAAAUUGUCUGCAUGGAAAUUUUCAUUUCGCCCUAUUAUUGCGAGUGUCGACAUUGACGGCAGGCGAUUCAAAUAAUUGUGUAAAUUAAAAAAAAAUUCACAAAAUGAGCUCUGCACGUUUUCUGUGCAAAGGUCCUUGUUGUCCGAGAAAAAAAUUUUAUGCUACAUUCUGGCAUGGUAAGAAAUGAUUAUGAAUGGUGGAUCUAGUUGCCCAAAAUUUUUUGCUGUGCAAUUUUUGGUGUGCAAAUGCCUUUUCUGUGCUUAUUUUGUUGUAAACAGUACGCUAUAUCAUGACGUGAAAUAACUUCAGAAUGACAUCGCAGUUACCGAAAGUAUGUUUUCUGGCCCAACUUGUGACGUUGCUGGUAGUGUGUAUGUAGGAGCUCAGAUUUAUGUUCGCAGGAAUAAGUUCUGUAAUAAUUACCUGGCAUAGUAUUGCAUAACGAGAUGGAUUGACAUAAAAAAAAACACCUUUGUUAGAAGUAUGUCACGGCUCGCAUACAUGACCAGAAGGAACUAUGCUAAUACAUUGAAAUUCAAAUAGUUCAUUUGCCAUCCUUAUUUGCCAUUUACCAUUCUGCCAUCUGCGAUCAGAAGAGGCUUUUUAUUGAUCCACAUUGUUUUUAUGCAGCGCAGAUGACACGAGGAGAAAUCGUGUCGAGAUUUCUUUAUUUUCCUUGUUCUUGUGCCGUCUGCACUGUACAACUAAAAUUCAGAGGGAACUAGCCAAUAACAAGGAGAGAUGUUUGACCUUAUGUGGCGUAGCAAGUCAAGGCAUUUAGUUUGUGUGGAAUUUAGUUAGCCAUGGCAGCAUUCACACGGACCAGCCUUGGUGCUCCAUUCGAGGUUGUUUAGCUGCAUCAGCUUGUCAGUUGUGAUGGCAAUAUUUGGCUCUGGAUGAUCACAUGCACUUGCUUGCAGUGAGCCGUUUUACGACGGUCACUACACUGCGAAAAUAGUGUCAGUUGAUAACAGAAGUGCUCGACAAAUGUACUAAGAAAAUUGUAAAGAAAAGUGGAAGUGUUAGUACACUUGCAGUUCACUGAAUUGUGCUAUAGAUUCUGCGCAAAGCCUGAUAUCAUAACUUGCUCAAUGUCCUGCACCGUGCUACCUUUGUUUUCCUAUAAAUAUUUUAUUCACAGUUCGCUUCAACGUAGAAAAUCUGAUGACUAUAGAAGCAUAUAAUGUAAAUGUCUAAUGUAGUGUCGGUAAAGCUUCAGCUCCAAUGCAUUAAUGCGAGAGCAUAUAGCAGUGCAUUUCAUGGUUUUGAUUGGUACACUUGCAAUUAAAAAAAAAAAAAAGCUCAGGCACUGUAUCAGUUUUGUUAUAGGUGCUCUGAAUUCCAAGUCCUACAUCAGGCCCUGAAAUGUGUUGGCAGUGCUGCACAUUCUUUGGUGUCUAAUGUAUCUCCUGUCCCCAUCAUUACAAGUCAUGCCGGGCCCUAUGCAGUGCAUGCAACAUCCGCGAUGCUGUACUUAUUGUGACACCCACAAGGCUAUUUAUUUUGUUGAUGUGCUUGCAAACAUCCUCGUUAAGAAAGUAUACCAUUGAUGAUUUUCUUCCUACAUGACUUAACAUCUUCCAAGACGUAACAAGGUCGGCGUGAGAGAAUGAAUGAAAGACUGCUGGAGAUUCAAGUGUACCAUGUUGUGGGUGCUUCCUGACCCUCUUAGUAAAAUCCAACGAUUCUAUCAGCUUUCUUCAAUCACAGACACAAGUCACAUACUCCGUGAACUUUUAUUUUUCACAGCACACUCGCGAAACAUGCACAGUGCGUGAGAUUGCUUAUUGCUUGAGAGAAAAAGUAAUCGCAUUUGCGGGAAGACAGCAAUGCACAUGUUACAUGUUGAAACAGAACUGUCACUUUCAUUGCAAGUAUGCUUUUAUGUGGAGUGGAGUUUACCAACACUUGAAUUGAGAGCUGGAAAUGUGGAGACUUCUCCUGUGUGUAACGCAUUUUUGUU
Messenger RNA from Dermacentor silvarum, 6493 nucleotides. RefSeq names its product protein FAM8A1. The record is from RefSeq and is a predicted model, not a curated record. Bases 33 to 935 code for a protein of 300 amino acids. The transcript has 5 exons. NCBI's taxonomy places the organism in Eukaryota, Metazoa, Arthropoda, Arachnida, Ixodida, Ixodidae.